AUUAAAUUCAAAAACAGAGAUGUCAAAGGUUAAUGUAAAUAUGGCGCAGUUAAAAUCAUUGUUUUACUCACAAUGAGAUAAAAACAAGUUUCUCCCAAGUGCUAAAUUCUUUGGAAUCUGUAAAGCUCUCAACAUAUGGCCAACCCUCAUUUCAUUCGACAAGGCCAAGAGUAUAAUCACGAAGGAUGAAAAAUAUUGGAAGAGCAGAGGCUCUUCCAAAUGCAAAUAGAGGAGGUUCCAGAGCCCAAUAUUUUAGCUUUAAAGAUUUCUUCCGUGCUUUCCAGAUCAUGGCUACUCCAGAUGAUAUGAAGCUUACUAAUAAAGAUAUUAUGGAAGCUAAAAUUAAAUUCUUCUCUAAACUACAAAAAUUAAUUGAUAGACAAAAUGCGAGAAGUGUUUCAAAUAACUUAGGCAACGGGAGGAUGAUGACAAUGGGCGAUGAUGCCAAGUCCAACUCGGGCUCUAAUAAUUCCUCCACUCGGAUCAAGAAAAAUCUCAACAAUAGUGUUCUGGGUAAGAAUAGGGCAUCUCUGAAGAAAUAAAUUUGAGAAAUUCCCUAACUUGAAAAGUCUCAAGAAUCCGUACAAGGAAAAUAUUAAGUUUAAAAAUCCUGCUUUUGGUCUCUACAAGAAAAACUCAAAACUAAAAUUUAACACAAGCUUGAGAAAUGCUAAAAAGAAGGCGUCUAAACGAAGAGAAAAUAACAUAAUUGAUUUAUCAAUGAACCAGCAUGAAAAUAACUCAAUAGACAGUUACAGUGAGUUCAACCUAACAACAGAGGGUUCCUUCCCACCCCUAGAGAAGACCUCUCCUAAAGGUGCUAUAAUAGUUGAAGAGGAUAAGAGGAUUGCCAGAAGUCUAGAAAGAGGAACAGAUUACAACAAAAAGCCUUCAAACUCUCAAAUUUCUAGCAAAAUGACGUUCAACAAGAGAGCUAGUGGCUCUAUCAACAACAGUAUAUCUAUCUCAGAGAACGCUAUUUCUCUACAAGGCGCGAGUAAAGCUAACAUGAGAUCAGGCAUAUUUCAGCAGAAAUAAAGAAUUCAAUUUUGAGAAAAAAAGAAAUACUAGUAAAUCUGAAGUCAAAAAGCUCAAAGGAAAUGCUAAUCUAGAGAACAAAGUCUCCAAGAGAUACAAAAAAUUUGGAGUCGUAGGGGCUAAUUUUAAGCUUAGAAGUCUGUCUAAGUCUAACAGAAAGGAUAAUGACUCAGUGAAUAGCCGUCACUCAAGAGCUAGCCGCAAGUCUAGAACUAUUUCUGCCUCCAGUAAAAAUGUAAUCAACAUGAAGGAGUACACUAAACUAAAAUUCGAAAACCAAAAGUACAAGUCCUUGCUAGGUGAAAUGGUCCGCAAAUUCAACUCUUUCAAAGAGAAAAUGAUGAAGAAUUCUGUGAAAUCAAGUGAAAGCGGCAGCAGCAGUGUCCUUGAAGUUCAAAGCAGAAAGUCUAGUACUAAGAAAAAGCACCAGGCUGAAGAAAUAGAUCAUUUUGACCUUGUUCAGUACCACAAAGAAGAUACAAGAGAAAAGAUGAUUCAAAAUUUGAGGAAGGAGAUGAGCCAGAAAGAUAAUACAAUCCUUCAGCUGAAAAAAGAACUUGAGCAACUCAAAAAGAAAAACUAAUUCUAUUAUUUAAUUCAAUUAUUGCC
Molecule: messenger RNA, 1647 nt
Organism: Moneuplotes crassus
Lineage: Eukaryota; Ciliophora; Spirotrichea; Euplotida; Euplotidae
Source: the annotation of a GenBank genome assembly